AUGCGUUCUGCAAUCGCCCUCUUCCCCCUCCUUGCUCUUGCGUCCGCAGCUCCCCCUUCCCAUAAUGCAGGCAAGGUUACAGUGCAACUUUCAAACGACGUCUCUGGAGCAAACGGCGACGCGUCCAUUCCUCUUGAUGGAACUCCUGUGGACGUUGGCCGAGCUUUUGGAAACUCCAAUCUGUUCAAAAACGGCAAACUACUCGUUACCAGCAUUUUCUUCGUUGCCAAUUUCCAAAAUGUCGACUGCAAAGUGGUGAGAAAUAGAGUUCAGCAGGUCGCCAACAUCUUCGACCCAUCAAAGGACUUUGAGAGAUUUGCUCAGCAGCCUGUGGACUGGGAGCACGGCUUCACAAUUUCCUGUACCAAGCAUUAAUAUUUCCAAAGCUGAGGGCUUGG
Molecule: messenger RNA, 398 nt
Organism: Trichoderma atroviride IMI 206040
Lineage: Eukaryota; Fungi; Ascomycota; Sordariomycetes; Hypocreales; Hypocreaceae
Source: RefSeq, a predicted model, not a curated record